Molecule: messenger RNA, 2953 nt
Organism: Notolabrus celidotus (New Zealand spotty)
Lineage: Eukaryota; Metazoa; Chordata; Actinopteri; Labriformes; Labridae
Gene: usf2
Product: upstream transcription factor 2, c-fos interacting
Exons: 11
Coding region: 655-1638 (327 amino acids)
Biological process (GO): regulation of transcription by RNA polymerase II
Molecular function (GO): protein dimerization activity; RNA polymerase II cis-regulatory region sequence-specific DNA binding; DNA-binding transcription factor activity, RNA polymerase II-specific
Source: RefSeq, a predicted model, not a curated record
UCUUCAAAGCUUGUGGCAAAUAACCAACACGAAUACAAGUUUAAAUGCGAAAGUAAACCGAUUCAGACUAGAUUAUCUCCUUUCUAACCCCAAACUCUCAGCUUGACAGGAGUCACGUGAAUACUAGGUUACACUUUGAGAGACCUUAAAACGAAAAGGCGACAUUGAAGAGUUGAAAACACUGAUUUCAUGUCGUGAGAAAACACAGUAACUAGUCCACUCCAUAUCUUAUUGAGCGCAUGUCGCUUGCCGCAGCUUUGCGCGGAUAAACAGCAGCUGUGCGCCGCGGAGCAACAUAAAGAAAACCAAGGACAAAAAGAUUUCCAACGAAAUUAAAAAAAUAAUAAUAAUCUUCCAUCUGUGCAUCCAACUGUAAAUCAAUAAGACUUCAGUGGUCUUGAAGCACCACCGCCGCCUCUGUGGAGCUGCGUUAAGACACUCGGGGCUGUUUUUUUCUCGCUUUUACGCACAGACGCAGACGGCUCCCUCCUGCUCGGCAGCGGCCUCCAUUUUAGCUCCUUGCCCGGUCGUUGCCUCACGUGUCCUGGACUGUCUUCCUCACAUGACCCGUGUGUUUGUCCCCGUGAUCAACGCUUCCAUCUCCGUAAAUCAGUGUCGUUGAAUAUCGGCGUUUUUACACACCGGGAAAGCUUCAUGGAUAUGCUGGAGCAGAGUCUGGACAGUUCGGCGAGUCACGACAAACAGGAAACAGAAGAGGUGGUGCAGCUACAAGAAGGAGAGGCGGUGGGGACGGAGGAGCAAACUGCAGUUACCAUCACUGGUGUUCCACAGGCUGCGUUCACCGACCACAAUGUGCAGUACCAGUUUCGUACAGAGAACAGUGGAGGACAGGUGACCUACCGCGUGGUUCAGGUUACAGACGAUCAUUUAGACGCGGCAGCAGACGGGACUGGAGCUGUGAGCGUCGUCUCCACAGCAGCGUUUGCUGGAGCCCCUCAGGCGGUGGCACAGGCGGUUAUCCAGAAUCCGUUCAGCAACGGAGGCAGUCCUGCAGGGGAGACGGUUGGAGGAGAGACGCGUUUUGCAUAUUUUCCUGCUGCAACCGUCAGCGAUGGAACAGCCACAGCUGUGUCGGUGCAGGCCACCGCCGACCAGACCAUCACACAGGCAGGAGGUCAGUUUUACGUGAUGAUGAGCCCCCCUGAGGUCCUGCAGACGGCGGCCCCUCGCACCAUCGCCCCACGCACACACACCUACACUGCAGACCUCGGUGAAAGCGAGAUGUUGCAGCAUGGCAGUUCAAACUGGAAGGUGGAGGGUCCACGAGCGCCCAGAGAUGAGAGGCGAAGAGCACAGCAUAAUGAAGUGGAGAGAAGACGAAGAGAUAAAAUAAAUAACUGGAUCGUCACACUUUCCAAAAUCAUCCCUGACUGCAGCGUGGACAGCAGGACUGGAGCAAGUAAAGGAGGCAUCCUGUCCAAAGCCUGCGACUACAUCCGAGAGCUGCGCCAGAGUAACCAGCGACUACAGGAGAGUUACAAAGAGGUGGAGCGAGUGGAGAUGGACAACGAGCUGCUUAGACAACAGAUCGAGGAACUGAAGAAUGACAACGCACUUCUUCGAGCACAGCUACAGCAGCACGGCGUAGAAGUUAAUGGAGAUGCAACACCACAAUGAUUGUGGACUGGACACAUGUUGUUAACACCACAAACACAAUGUCGCAUCCUCCAACCCACCUGAACAAUACAAGGAAAGGAUUAAGAGAGAGAGAGAGACAAUUUCCAUCUGAAAUUGGACCACAGAAACACGCGCAGGGCUUGUUGGAAGAAAAGAAAAACUGAAGGACUAAAAACUGAAAACGCCUCCUCCACCUGUUCUAGCAGUCUGAAGGCUGAAAGCUCGGAAAUCUUUAACUGUGUAGCUAACUGAACCUCUCACCUCUGCUUCAAGGAAAUCAACCUCUACAGCACCACCACGCUUGCACCACUUUCUUUUUCCUCUAAAUUAUGAACCUGCCACAAGGAAUUUCCUUUUAAUGAUUUCACCUUUUUAUCGUCCCACAAACUCUUACUUCUUCCUUUUGUUUUAGUUUAUAUUUGCUGUGUCUGAAACUACUAAAUGUGUCAUGAAUGAUAGCUCCGAUUUCGUUUUAAUUUAUUAGUCCGUAACAAAUGUGAACAUGGUAAGAAAAGCUGAUCUUUGAAUUUACUCUUUCCCCAGCAACAAAAUUGUGCUUUGACUGUCAGUGGAUCAUGUGUUGAUCUGUGUGCAGUUUCAAGUAACAUGUUCUGCCUCUUAAUUCUGUCACUCCAUGGACCAGGCAGAGCUCACAAACUAAAUAAAGUCAGUAAACUCAAAAAAUGUAAAACUUCUCAGAAGGUUGGAGUAAAAUCAACCUUGAUAGGACGGGCUUGAAGGUUUUAUUUAUAGUGCAAGGCCUUAUUAGAAGCCUGUGGGUGUUAAAAUAGCUCAGGUAAUUGGGAUAGUGCACUGGCAAGUGGUUCCCAGACUCAAUGAAGUCUUUACGAAUAGAGAUCCGAUCUCUGUUGUGUCCCCGUUAGGUGCAAUGUACAGAUAAUCGAGAGUAUGGAGAUGAUUUUCAAAGUGUAAACCAUUUUUAAUGGGCAUUAAAAUAUAUUUGUUUGUAUAUCUGCUUAAUAGGUCACUGAUGUAAUGCACUGAAAGAGAGGUUCAGUUGUAAGAGGUCUUGGUUGGAGACCGGCCCACAAGUCCUGCUGCAUUUUAGUGGCUUUUUUGCAAUAUUUCCUAAUUCUGAAACUCUUUGGGAACCCUUGCUGGUGACUGAAGGCCUUAAAACAACAACAACAACAACAACAACAACCGUGGUCAUGAAUGUGCUGAGGGUAUUUUAAAUGCAAGUGAUGAAAACUAACCAGCUUUUGUCUACACUGAAAGUCACCACAGCAUGGAAAUAUAACCACUGGCAUGACUAAUUCUGAUACUACAAUAAAAGAGACGUGUUUAUACCUGA